Fraxinus pennsylvanica is the source of this 777-nucleotide messenger RNA. NCBI's taxonomy places the organism in Eukaryota, Viridiplantae, Streptophyta, Magnoliopsida, Lamiales, Oleaceae. The record is from the annotation of a GenBank genome assembly.
AUGUUUGAGUGCUUACUUUUUGAUAUGGAUGAUACAUUGUACCCCUUGAGCUUAGGUAUCAACCUGGCUUGUCGCAGGAAUAUAGAAGAAUUUAUGUUGCACCACUUGCAUAUUGAAGAAAGUGAAGUCCCAAGAAUGUGCUUGGAGUUGUAUAGAGAAUAUGGGACGACAAUGGCUGGUCUUAAGGCACUUGGCUAUGAAUUUGAUAACGACGAGUUUCAUGCUUUUGUCCAUGGACGAUUGCCAUAUGAGUUGCUAAAACCUGAUCCAGUACUGCGCAAUCUCCUACUUUCCAUGCCCCAACAAAAAAUAAUCUUCACUAAUGGUGAUGAAGCACAUGCAGCUCAAGUUUUGAGUAGGUUGGGUUUGGAAGAUUGUUUUCAUGGUGUAAUAUGCUUUGAAACACUUAACCCUCCUAUGGGACUGGGAUCUUUUUCAACCACAGAUGGAAUGGAUGAAGGACAGACUGAGAAUGUUCAAACACAAAUUCUGUGUAAACCUUCUGUACAAGCAAUGGAAGCUGCCAUUGCCCUUACAAAUGUUGAUCCCAAAAAAACACUUUUCUUUGAUGACAGCGUUCGCAACAUUGCCAGUGGAAAAGCUGCUGGACUUCAAACCGUCAUUGUGGGGAGAGAAACUCUGGUGCCAGGAGCAGAUUAUGCUCUAAGUAGCAUCCAUAAUAUUAGAGAAGCACUGCCUGAGAUAUGGGAAGAAGAAGAAGAGCAUUUGGAGCCAAUUAUCCAACCUGCUGCAGUAGAAACUGUAGUCCUAGCAUAG